Messenger RNA from Aspergillus homomorphus CBS 101889, 2508 nucleotides. RefSeq lists its product as uncharacterized. The coding region runs from base 1 to 2508 and encodes 835 amino acids. NCBI's taxonomy places the organism in Eukaryota, Fungi, Ascomycota, Eurotiomycetes, Eurotiales, Aspergillaceae. The record is from RefSeq and is a predicted model, not a curated record. Gene Ontology annotation, molecular function: zinc ion binding; DNA-binding transcription factor activity, RNA polymerase II-specific; RNA polymerase II cis-regulatory region sequence-specific DNA binding. Gene Ontology annotation, cellular component: chromatin. The transcript is spliced from 6 exons. Gene Ontology annotation, biological process: regulation of transcription by RNA polymerase II; DNA-templated transcription.
AUGCAGUCCCAGCCCUCCUCACAACCUGCCCGGGGCAAUCGUCGCUCGACUGCUGCUGCCAAAUCUCGGGUCUGCGUCCAUUGUGGCCGCAGUUUUCGGCGCACCGAGCACCUAGAGCGCCACGUUCGCACACAUACCAAAGAGAAACCGUACAUCUGCUUCUGCGGGGCAGCCUUCACUCGCCGGGAUCUACUGAAGCGACACACGAAUAUCGCACACCCAGGCAAUGACUUGGUUUCGCCCAAUUCGCAGCCAGAGACUGAGAGCAUAGAACCUCAACCUCAUCCGCGAGUUUCCGAGCCCGCCCCGGCACCACCAGCUCCCCCAGCUCCUCCUCCGGCUCCUCCAGCAUACAUCGUCCCGCCGACAUCGCGGCCGGACGCACCUCUCUCGGUCCCGCCGAAUGUGGAACAAUGGACCGGAGGCCCCCCACGAGAGUCAUAUAUCGCGCAGGACCGAGCUCCUGUGCUCGAGCCGGUGAAUAGUGCUCCUGGCUUAGCGGCUCAUGGUGGUGCGGUCGGUCACGAUGCAGAGGUUUUGGAGGCGGCCCAACUUCUGCUCCCCGGGAACUAUCGGCAUACUCCAGCUCCAGCCCAAACCCUGUCAUACCUCCCGGAAGAGUUGAACCACUUCCAGGAUUUUACCCAUUUCCUCGACUCGAUCGGCUUGCCAUCCGAAUGGGUUCCGGCGUUUGGAGAGGUCCCUCAGAUACACAAUCCGGUGCCGGCCACAACGGUCCCGGACAUUGACAGAAACCAUGCGAGCCAACAAGAUGCGCGUCGUCGGAGUAUACCUGAGAGAUCCCGGGCGGAUUCUCCCUUCCGAUCAUGGCUUCCAUCUGUGCCACCAGAAGACCAGAGUCUUGGCUCGGUUCAUGAUUAUGAGCCUCCGCAGAAUGCCAAGAGCAGUUCCUCGUUGAAGGUGACAGAGGAGCAAAGACAGCGUCUAGCUGCUGCCCUGGAGGAGUUUCGUUACUUGAUACCAGAUUUCGUCCUGCCGUCGCGCCAUACACUGACCCGAUACUUGACCUCAUUCUUUGACGGGUUUCACACGCAUCUGCCUUUCAUUCAUGCUCCGACAUUCCGGAUUAAUGAGCAUGCACCGGAGCUCGUGCUGGCUUUCAUGACCCUAGGUGCCCAGUAUCGCUUCGAACACCGCAAUGCGGAACGGCUGUUCCAUGCCUCCAAGGAGAUUGUUUUCUGUAGGUUAUCGAAAGAAUCUCAUGCCAUGCCAUAUAACACCAUAAUUCAAAUACCUCUGAACCACAUUCGUGAUCCUUCACUACCCAGUCAGACAUCCUCGCUGUCGCCUGCGGAAUUCGCUGCGGGGAUGAGCGCAUGGAGGCAAAUCGAAAACAUUCGCACUCUGCUAUCCUUGAUGGGAUACUCCACUUGGGAGAAGGCAGAGCUUGUUCAGGAGGCGUUUGGCCUGCAAAAUUUGCUUGUUCGAUGUCUCCGGGAUUUCGGUCUGGCAGAAAACAUAAUCGUUGCUCCGCGGCACGCCCCUCUGCAAUGGCACGAAUGGGCCGAGGAAGAGUCUAUUCGACGCACUCGAUUCAUCUCCUUCUGCUUUGUCCAUAUUCAUAGCAUAGCCUACAACAUAUACCCGGUCCUGCGCAGCAGUGAGGUCCACUUGCGCCUUCCGUGUUCUACCAAAGAAUGGAAUGCGGCCACGGCUCUCGAAUGGGAAGCUGCGCAGAAGGAAAUCGACUCUCAGCAGUUGUUCUUCCAAGACGCACUCGCAUUACUGCUGCAACCCUCCCGACAUCCAGUGCCGCUUGAGCCGAUCCCAGCGCCACUCGGCAAUUAUAUCCUUCUCCAUGGCCUUCUCCAGCGCAUACACCUCGUCAGCGAGCUUUCCAUACCGAACGGGGAUCACUCGUUUUCUCUCCCUACAGAAGAGUUGAACAAACUUGACCUCGACCCCCAUAACGAGAACGGCCCUAUCCCCUUCACGUCGAGCUCGUUCCUAGGACUAGCCUAUGUUCGUUUGUCGCUGAACUUAGGGUCCUAUCGCCAACUUGAAACGCGAGACCCCUACCGUAUUGCCUCUGCGCUGCAUCGGUCGCCUCGCCCUAGCAGAAGCUAUCAACUCACACCUGCACUGAUUUAUGCGGCGCACGCUCUAAGUGUCCCGGUGCGGUUGGGCAUCGAUCACGUGGCACGCAGUCAAGCUUUCUUCUGGAGUGUCCGACAUUCAAUUGCGAGCCUCGAAUGCGCUGUCCUGCUAAGCAAAUGGCUGAUGUCGCUGGCGGAAACUGGCGGCACCCAAACCUUGAGUGGUAACGAGAGCCGCAUACUGCAUUGGACACGCUGUAUUGUUCAAGAAGCUUACGACUCUUUGGACCUUGAUAGGGAAGAGAUCUUUCCUGGUCUCGAUCCCACCAGUCUUGGACUGGCGGUCAUACAGCUCUGGGCUCGUCUGUUUCGAAAGAAUACACAAUGGCCCUUCAUCAACGUGAUGGGCGAGGGCCUAGAAAGAUACCUUGACCUCAUUCGACCGGAGUGA